AUGCGCUUGCUCUUAAUACUUCUAGUAAUAGGCACAAGUUGGGCAGGGACACUACGUAAUGGCUGCCCCAUUGAUUUUAGUGUACAUCGCUUGUUAAGACACGCAAGCGAUUGUACCAAGUUCUAUUCAUGCAGCAAUGGAACGCCAAUUUUGAUGUCCUGCGGGCCUGGUACUGCGUUUGACUUCGAACUUCAGACAUGCAAUUGGCCAUAUCUUGUUGAUUGUUCAAAUCCAACGACUACAUCAAAACCAACUACAGAACAGCCGACAGCAACUACAGAAAAGCCAACAACGACCACAGAUAAUCCAACAACAACCACAGAUAAGCCAACAACAACCACAGAUAAGCCAACAACAACCACCACAGAAAAAUCAACAACACCCGAAGAAGUGACAACAGAAGAGGCUACAACACGAACUCUACCAACAACUUCUACAACACCGAUUGUACCGCCAACUCCACAGGAAUGUCCAUACGAUGUUGAAUUUGGUUUCUCGGAAAAUUCGGACUGUGAAAAAUUUAAACACUGUUCUGAUUAUAUCAAAUUAAAGCUCAACUGUCCUAUAAGCAUACAGAGAAACAACUAUUCGAUGUUCUUGGAAAUUAAUUAUGCCAAGAAGGACGUUAAAGAAUGCAUCUUCAAAGACACUUUGGAUUGUUCCGAAAACGAUCACAACUAUAUUGACAGUGGGGGGACGGAUUGUCUGGCUGAUGAGCCUCACGAAACUGACUGCAAGAACUAUUACCGCUGCGAGAACGGUAAUAAAGUCCUCAGCAGCUGUGAACCGGGAUUCCGGUUCAACCCUGAAACACGGGUUUGCGACUAUGCAGCGAAAGUCGAGUGUAAGCAUGGGAUCAACAAGAGGUCAAUAUCUCUUCAGGCACGAUGCCCCACCAAUUCGUGGACUCAGAUGAACAUACCCCAUGAGACAGACUGCGCCAAAUAUUACCGAUGUCUGAAUGGAAAUAAAAUAUUAAUGAUGUGCUUUAAUGGAAUGCAUUACAAUGCGAGAACACAGAGCUGUGACACAGCACACAACGCCGGUUGUGCGUCAGGAAUAAAUAAACCUGAAAAUGAUUGUCCAGUUGACACGUUUAUACCCAAGUAUUUACCCCACGAAUCCGACUGCGGAAAAUAUUACGAAUGUUUCCGGGGAAACAAAAGAUUGCAGUGGUGCAUGAAGGGAAAGCAUUUUAAUUCUAAAACUCAGGAAUGCGACACAAUAGCAAGAGCCGGUUGUCAAAAGGACGAAUCUAAUGACGGAAAUGUUUUACCAAACGGUUGUCCGAGAGAUGGCAGUAAAGUCAAGAUGUUAGCACACGAAACGGAAUGUGAUAGGUACUACGAGUGUGUAUAUGGGAACAAAAUACUGUUGCCGUGCGAUCCGGGGAAACAUUUUAGCUACCAACUACAGCGAUGUGACCGCCCCGACGUAGCUAAGUGUGGCAUCUCUGAACUGUACCCAACAACGGUACAGCCAGUACGGGAAACACCCAGACCGGGGUAUUUUCCUAAUGGGUGUCCAAGAAACUACAGGAUCGAGCAGCUUUUACCUCACCCCAAUUGCAAUAAGUUCUAUCAAUGCGUGCAUGGAACUAAACAAGAAAUGCCCUGUCCAGGAGGAUUACAUUUUAGUUAUGCACUACAGCGCUGCGAGUGGCCACGUAUUGCCGGUUGUGUACCGGGGUCUACAACAACAAGACUUCCAACGCCUCCAUCAUCAUCAACAACAACAAGACGACCACCAUCACCGACAACAACAACAACAAGGCGACCACCACCUACUACAACACUCAGGACUACCAGCACUACGUCAACAUCAAAACCUCCAAGCACCUCUAAUCCAGAUUACUUCCCGAACGGGUGUCCAAAGGACUAUAGAAUUGAACAGUUGCUGCCUCAUCCUGACUGUACCAAGUUCUACCAGUGCGUACAUGGAGGCAAACAAGAGAUGCCAUGUGCUCCUGGAACUCACUUCAGUUUUGCUCUGCAGCGAUGCGACUGGCCCAGUGUUGCUGGUUGCGUACCAGGAUCUACAACAACAACGACAACCACUCAACUACCAACGACAACAUCAAGCAGUACAAGUUCAUCAACAAAUCUUCCGACAACAACAACAUCAACUACUACAAGUUCGACAACAAAUGAUCCAACAACAGCGUCUACACCUACCACACCGAAACCUGGCUUAUUACCAAAUGGAUGCCCAGAGGAUUUUAGCGUACAUAUGUUGUUACCACACGAAUAUGAUUGUACUAAAUUCUAUUAUUGUAACUUCGGUGCGAAAGUCGAACGGGAAUGCAGUUCGGGCCUAUAUUUUGAUCCCGUUUUACAGGUGUGUAAUUGGCCAUGGAAUGUUAAUUGUACCUCAACUACAACAUCAUCCAGUACCACAAAACCAACAACACCACCAUUCACAACAACUUCUGCUGCAACCAGUACAGACAUAACAAUAUCUUCAGAAGCAACGACAUCUAAAGUAACAUCAACAGAAUCAUCUACGACUGAGAGGACGUCUCCAGAUAUUACAACAACUGAUGAAAGUACAUCACAAUUUACAACUGAUGGAAAAACACCCACGAUAACGACGAUAACAGACACAACGACGGAUCUGACGACUACUGAAAGAACAACCCCAGAUCUAACAACAACUGAGUCGCCAGCCCCAGACACAACUACGGAUAGUGAAACUACGCCGGAUCUGACGACUACUGAAAGGACAACCCCAGAUCUAACAACAACUGAGUCGCCAGCCCCGGAUACAACUACGGAUAGUGAAACUACGCCAGGUCUAUCGACUACUGAAGGGACAACCCCAGAUCUAACAACAACUGAGUCGCCAGCCCCGGAUACAACUACGGAUAGUGAAACUACGCCGGAUCUGACGACUACUGAAGGGACAACCCCAGAUCUAACAACAACUGAGUCGCCAGCCCCAGACACAACUACGGAUAGUGAAACUACGCCGGAUCUGACGACCACUGAAGGGACAACCCCAGAUCUAACAUCAACUGAGUCGCCAGCCCCAGACACAACUACGGAUAGUGAAACUACGCCGGAUCUGACGACGACUGAAGGAACAACCCCAGAUCUAACAACAACUGAGUCGCCAGCCCCAGACACAACUACGGAUAGUGAAUCUACGCCGGAUAUGACGACUACUGAAGGAACAACCCCAGAUCUAUCAACAACUGAGUCGCCAGCUCCAGACACAACUACGGAUAGUGAAACUACGCCAGGUCUAUCGACUACUGAAGGGACAACCCCAGAUCUAACAACAACUGAGUCGCCAGCCCCGGAUACAACUACGGAUAGUGAAACUACGCCGGAUCUGACGACUACUGAAGGAACAACCCCAGAUCUAUCAACAACUGAGUCGCCAGCCCCAGACACAACUACGGAUAGUGAAACUACGCCGGAUCUAUCGACUACUGAAGGGACAACCCCAGAUCUAACAACAACUGAGUCGCCAGCUCCAGACACAACUACGGAUAGUGAAUCUACGCCGGAUCUGACGACUACUGAAGGGACAACCCCAGAUCUAUCAACAACUGAGUCGCAAGCCCCAGACACAACUACGGAUAGUGAAACUACGCCGGAUCUGACGACCACUGAAGGGACAACCCCAGAUCUUACAACAACUGAGUCAUCAGCCCCAGAUACAACUACGGAUAGUGAAACUACGCCGGAUCUGACGACUACUAAAGGGACAACCCCAGAUCUAUCAACAACUGAGUCGCAAGCCCCAGACACAACUACGGAUAGUGAAACUACGCCGGAUCUGACGACCACUGAAGGGACAACCCCAGAUCUUACAACAACUGAGUCAUCAGCCCCAGAUACAACUACGAAUAGUGAAACUACGCCGGAUCUGUCAACUACUGAAGGGACAACCCCAGAUCUAACAACAACUGAGUCGCCAGCACCAGACACAACUACGGAUAGUGAAACUACGCCGGAUCUGACGACUACUGAAGGGACAACCCCAGAUCUAACAACAACUGAGUCGUCAGCCCCUGAUACAACUACGGAUAGUGAAACUACGCCAGAUCUAUCGACUACUGAAGGGACAACCCCAGAUCUAACAACAACUGAGUCGCCAGCCCCAGACACAACUACGGGUAGUGAAUCUACGCCGGAUCUGACGACUACUGAAGGGACAACCCCAGAUCUAUCAACAACUGAGUCGCAAGCCCCAGACACAACUACGGAUAGUGAAACUACGCCGGAUCUGACGACUACUGAAGGAACAACCCCAGAUCUAACAACAACUGAGUCGCCAGCCCCAGACACAACUAAGGAUAGUGAAUCUACGCCGGAUAUGACGACUACUGAAGGAACAACCCCAGAUCUAUCAACAACUGAGUCGCCAGCCCCAGACACAACUACGGAUAGUGAAACUACGCCAGGUCUAUCGACUACUGAAGGGACAACCCCAGAUCUAACAACAACUGAGUCGCCAGCCCCAGACACAACUACGGAUAGUGAAACUACGCCGGAUCUGACGACUACUGAAGGGACAACCCCAGAUCUAACAACAACUGAGUCGUCAGCCCCUGAUACAACUACGGAUAGUGAAACUACGCCGGAUCUGACAACUACUGAAGGGACAACCCCAGAUCUUACAACAACUGAGUCGCCAGCCCCAGACACAACUACGGAUAGUGAAUCUAUGCCGGAUCUGACGACCACUGAAGGGACAACCCCAGAUCUAUCAACAACUGAGUCGCAAGCCCCAGACACAACUACGGAUAGUGAAACUACGCCGGAUCUGACGACCACUGAAGGGACAACCCCAGAUCUUACAACAACUGAGUCGUCAGCCCCUGAUACAACUACGGAUAGUGAAACUACGCCAGAUCUAUCGACUACUGAAGGGACAACCCCAGAUCUAACAACAACUGAGUCGCCAGCCCCAGACACAACUACGGGUAGUGAAUCUACGCCGGAUCUGACGACUACUGAAGGGACAACCCCAGAUCUAUCAACAACUGAGUCGCAAGCCCCAGACACAACUACGGAUAGUGAAACUACGCCAGGUCUAUCGACUACUGAAGGGACAACCCCAGAUCUAACAACAACUGAGUCGCCAGCCCCAGACACAACUACGGAUAGUGAAACUACGCCAGGUCUAUCGACUACUGAAGGGACAACCCCAGAUCUAACAACAACUGAGUCGCCAGCCCCAGACACAACUACGGAUAGUGAAACUACGCCGGAUCUGACGACUACUGAAGGAACAACCCCAGAUCUAACAACAACUGAGUCGCCAGCCCCAGACACAACUAAGGAUAGUGAAUCUACGCCGGAUAUGACGACUACUGAAGGAACAACCCCAGAUCUAUCAACAACUGAGUCGCCAGCCCCAGACACAACUACGGAUAGUGAAACUACGCCAGGUCUAUCGACUACUGAAGGGACAACCCCAGAUCUAUCAACAACUGAGUCGCAAGCCCCAGACACAACUACGGAUAGUGAAACUACGCCGGAUCUGACGACUACUGAAGGGACAACCCCAGAUCUAACAACAACUGAGUCGUCAGCCCCUGAUACAACUACGGAUAGUGAAACUACGCCGGAUCUGACAACUACUGAAGGGACAACCCCAGAUCUUACAACAACUGAGUCGCCAGCCCCAGACACAACUACGGAUAGUGAAUCUAUGCCGGAUCUGACGACCACUGAAGGGACAACCCCAGAUCUAUCAACAACUGAGUCGCAAGCCCCAGACACAACUACGGAUAGUGAAACUACGCCGGAUCUGACGACCACUGAAGGGACAACCCCAGAUCUUACAACAACUGAGUCGUCAGACCCUGAUACAACUACGGAUAGUGAAACUACGCCAGAUCUAUCGACUACUGAAGGGACAACCCCAGAUCUAACAACAACUGAGUCGCCAGCCCCAGACACAACUACGGGUAGUGAAUCUACGCCGGAUCUGACGACUACUGAAGGGACAACCCCAGAUCUAUCAACAACUGAGUCGCAAGCCCCAGACACAACUACGGAUAGUGAAACUACGCCAGGUCUAUCGACUACUGAAGGGACAACCCCAGAUCUAACAACAACUGAGUCGCCAGCCCCAGACACAACUACGGAUAGUGAAACUACGCCAGGUCUAUCGACUACUGAAGGGACAACCCCAGAUCUAACAACAACUGAGUCGCCAGCCCCAGACACAACUACGGAUAGUGAAACUACGCCGGAUCUGACGACUACUGAAGGAACAACCCCAGAUCUAACAACAACUGAGUCGCCAGCCCCAGACACAACUAAGGAUAGUGAAUCUACGCCGGAUAUGACGACUACUGAAGGAACAACCCCAGAUCUAUCAACAACUGAGUCGCCAGCCCCAGACACAACUACGGAUAGUGAAACUACGCCAGGUCUAUCGACUACUGAAGGGACAACCCCAGAUCUAACAACAACUGAGUCGCCAGCCCCAGACACAACUACGGAUAGUGAAACUACGCCGGAUCUGACGACUACUGAAGGGACAACCCCAGAUCUAACAACAACUGAGUCGUCAGCCCCUGAUACAACUACGGAUAGUGAAACUACGCCGGAUCUGACAACUACUGAAGGGACAACCCCAGAUCUUACAACAACUGAGUCGCCAGCCCCAGACACAACUACGGAUAGUGAAUCUACGCCGGAUCUGACGACUACUGAAGGGACAACCCCAGAUCUAUCAACAACUGAGUCGCAAGCCCCAGACACAACUACGGAUAGUGAAACUACGCCAGGUCUAUCGACUACUGAAGGGACAACCCCAGAUCUAACAUCAACUGAGUCGCCAGCCCCAGACACAACUACGGAUAGUGAAACUACGCCGGAUCUGACGACUACUGAAGGAACAACCCCAGAUCUAACAACAACUGAGUCGCCAGCCCCAGACACAACUAAGGAUAGUGAAUCUACGCCGGAUAUGACGACUACUGAAGGAACAACCCCAGAUCUAUCAACAACUGAGUCGCCAGCCCCAGACACAACUACGGAUAGUGAAACUACGCCAGGUCUAUCGACUACUGAAGGGACAACCCCAGAUCUAACAACAACUGAGUCGCCAGCCCCAGACACAACUACGGAUAGUGAAACUACGCCGGAUCUGACGACUACUGAAGGGACAACCCCAGAUCUAACAACAACUGAGUCGUCAGCCCCUGAUACAACUACGGAUAGUGAAACUACGCCGGAUCUGACAACUACUGAAGGGACAACCCCAGAUCUUACAACAACUGAGUCGCCAGCCCCAGACACAACUACGGAUAGUGAAUCUAUGCCGGAUCUGACGACCACUGAAGGGACAACCCCAGAUCUAUCAACAACUGAGUCGCAAGCCCCAGACACAACUACGGAUAGUGAAACUACGCCGGAUCUGACGACCACUGAAGGGACAACCCCAGAUCUUACAACAACUGAGUCAUCAGCCCCAGACACAACUACGGAUAGUGAAACUACGCCGGAUCUGACGACUACUGAAGGGACAACCCCAGAUCUAACAACAACUGAGUCGCCAGCCCCAGACACAACUACGGAUAGUGAAACUACGCCGGAUCUGACGACUACUGAAGGGACAACCCCAGAUCUAACAACAACUGAGUCGCCAGCCCCAGACACAACUACGGAUAGUGAAACUACGCCAGGUCUAUCGACUACUGAAGGGACAACCCCAGAUCUAACAACAACUGAGUCGCCAGCCCCAGACACAACUACGGAUAGUGAAACUACGCCGGAUCUGACGACUACUGAAGGAACAACCCCAGAUCUAACAACAACUGAGUCGCCAGCCCCAGACACAACUACGGAUAGUGAAACUACGCCGGAUCUGACGACUACUGAAGGAACAACCCCAGAUCUAUCAACAACUGAGUCGCCAGCCCCAGACACAACUACGGAUAGUGAAACUACGCCAGGUCUAUCGACUACUGAAGGGACAACCCCAGAUCUAACAACAACUGAGUCGCCAGCCCCAGACACAACUACGGAUAGUGAAACUACGCCGGAUCUGACGACUACUGAAGGGACAACCCCAGAUCUAACAACAACGGAGUCGCCAGCCCCGGACACAACUACGGAUAGUGAAACUACGCCAGGUCUAUCGACUACUGAAGGGACAACCCCAGAUCUAACAUCAACUGAGUCGCCAGCCCCAGACACAACUACGGAUAGUGAAACUACGCCGGAUCUGACGACUACUGAAGGAACAACCCCAGAUCUAUCAACAACUGAGUCGCAAGCCCCAGACACAACUACGGAUAGUGAAACUACGCCGGAUCUGACGACCACUGAAGGGACAACCCCAGAUCUUACAACAACUGAGUCAUCAGCCCCAGAUACAACUACGGAUAGUGAAACUACGCCGGAUCUGACGACUACUGAAGGGACAACCCCAGAUCUAACAACAACUGAGUCGCCAGCCCCGGACACAACUACGGAUAGUGAAACUACGCCGGAUCUGACGACUACUGAAGGAACAACCCCAGAUCUAUCAACAACUGAGUCGCAAGCCCCAGACACAACUACGGAUAGUGAAACUACGCCGGAUCUGACGACCACUGAAGGGACAACCCCAGAUCUUACAACAACUGAGUCAUCAGCCCCAGAUACAACUACGGAUAGUGAAACUACGCCGGAUCUGACGACUACUGAAGGGACAACCCCAGAUCUAACAACAACUGAGUCGCCAGCCCCGGACACAACUACGGAUAGUGAAACUACGCCAGGUCUAUCGACUACUGAAGGGACAACCCCAGAUCUAACAUCAACUGAGUCGCCAGCCCCAGACACAACUACGGAUAGUGAAACUACGCCGGAUCUGACGACUACUGAAGGAACAACCCCAGAUCUAUCAACAACUGAGUCGCAAGCCCCAGACACAACUACGGAUAGUGAAACUACGCCGGAUCUGACGACCACUGAAGGGACAACCCCAGAUCUUUUAACAACUGAGUCAUCAGCCCCAGAUACAACUACGGAUAGUGAAACUACGCCGGAUCUGACGACUACUGAAGGGACAACCCCAGAUCUAACAACAACUGAGUCGCCAGCCCCGGACACAACUACGGAUAGUGAAACUACGCCAGGUCUAUCGACUACUGAAGGGACAACCCCAGAUCUAACAUCAACUGAGUCGCCAGCCCCGGACACAACUACGGAUAGUGAAACUACGCCAGGUCUAUCGACUACUGAAGGGACAACCCCAGAUCUAACAUCAACUGAGUCGCCAGCCCCAGACACAACUACGGAUAGUGAAACUACGCCAGGUCUAUCGACUACUGAAGGGACAACCCCAGAUCUAACAACAACUGAGUCGCCAGCCCCAGACACAACUACGGAUAGUGAAACUACGCCGGAUCUGACGACUACUGAAGGGACAACCCCAGAUCUAACAACAACUGAGUCGUCAGCCCCUGAUACAACUACGGAUAGUGAAACUACGCCGGAUCUGACAACUACUGAAGGGACAACCCCAGAUCUUACAACAACUGAGUCGCCAGCCCCAGACACAACUACGGAUAGUGAAUCUAUGCCGGAUCUGACGACCACUGAAGGGACAACCCCAGAUCUAUCAACAACUGAGUCGCAAGCCCCAGACACAACUACGGAUAGUGAAACUACGCCAGGUCUAUCGACUACUGAAGGGACAACCCCAGAUCUAACAACAACUGAGUCGCCAGCCCCAGACACAACUACGGAUAGUGAAACUACGCCGGAUCUGACGACUACUGAAGGGACAACCCCAGAUCUAACAACAACGGAGUCGCCAGCCCCGGACACAACUACGGAUAGUGAAACUACGCCAGGUCUAUCGACUACUGAAGGGACAACCCCAGAUCUAACAUCAACUGAGUCGCCAGCCCCAGACACAACUACGGAUAGUGAAACUACGCCGGAUCUGACGACUACUGAAGGGACAACCCCAGAUCUUACAACAACUGAGUCAUCAGCCCCAGACACAACUACGGAUAGUGAAACUACGCCGGAUCUGACGACUACUGAAGGGACAACCCCAGAUCUAACAACAACUGAGUCGCCAGCCCCAGACACAACUACGGAUAGUGAAACUACGCCGGAUCUGACGACUACUGAAGGGACAACCCCAGAUCUAACAACAACUGAGUCGCCAGCCCCAGACACAACUACGGAUAGUGAAACUACGCCAGGUCUAUCGACUACUGAAGGGACAACCCCAGAUCUAACAACAACUGAGUCGCCAGCCCCAGACACAACUACGGAUAGUGAAACUACGCCGGAUCUGACGACUACUGAAGGAACAACCCCAGAUCUAACAACAACUGAGUCGCCAGCCCCAGACACAACUAAGGAUAGUGAAUCUACGCCGGAUAUGACGACUACUGAAGGAACAACCCCAGAUCUAUCAACAACUGAGUCGCCAGCCCCAGACACAACUACGGAUAGUGAAACUACGCCAGGUCUAUCGACUACUGAAGGGACAACCCCAGAUCUAACAACAACUGAGUCGCCAGCCCCAGACACAACUACGGAUAGUGAAACUACGCCGGAUCUGACGACUACUGAAGGGACAACCCCAGAUCUAACAACAACGGAGUCGCCAGCCCCGGACACAACUACGGAUAGUGAAACUACGCCAGGUCUAUCGACUACUGAAGGGACAACCCCAGAUCUAACAUCAACUGAGUCGCCAGCCCCAGACACAACUACGGAUAGUGAAACUACGCCGGAUCUGACGACUACUGAAGGGACAACCCCAGAUUUAACAACGACCGCAGCAGAUACUACAACGGAUGGUGGCGCUACGGCGGACCUUAUAAAUACCCAAUCAACUCAACCAGAUACAACAACAAACAAAGAUUUCACUGCAUCUACGACUGAUAUACCUACAACAAUAGAUACAUCAUCACCAUCAACUCCACCUCCUAUUUGUCCUCCAGACGUGUUCGGGAAUGUACCUCAUCCUAUUUACUGUGAUAGGUACUACAGUUGCUUUGGAGGCUCCGCGUUUUUAAUACGUUGCUCUGAUGGUUUUGAAUACGAUCACGCUGCUCAAGGAUGUGUGCGAAUUUCUGAAGAUGGAUGUUUCGCUACGAGAUACAACACCACUACAACUGAAAAUAAAAACACCGAAUCAGCGACAGACGACAAAAACGUAGAGACAACAACAGACGACAGAAAUAUCGAGGCCACGACAGAUGAUCGAAACAUGGAGACAACAACAGACGACAGAAAUACAGAUACGACUCAAGAUGUGGGAGACGCUAUUUGUCCACCUGACUUUUCAGGGAAAAUACCGCAUCCAGAUAGUUGUGGUUCCUACUAUCUGUGCGUCCGGGGUGAAGAAUUUUUAAGAAAUUGCGCCAACGGCUUCGAAUAUGAUCCUAAAGAAACGGAAUGCCUUCCCAUAUCCGAAGACGGUUGCUACGCACAACGGCAGAACAUUACAACCACAACAGAGAACAACGAUGAUACAGAAAUUUCUACAUACAAAAAUGAUGACAAACAAAUUUGUCCACCGUCCUACUCUGGGAACAUUGCCCAUCCAGUUCUUUGCGACGCCUAUUACUCCUGUUUUGGUGGAAUGGCGUUCUUGAUCAAUUGCUCGAGCGGAUUCGAAUAUGACCCCGAAGUGAAGGACUGCGUUGCGAUUUCCAACACAGGUUGUUUUGCGACUAGAUUCAACGUAACAACGACAGAGAACAACAGAGACAUAGAUUCGUCAACGAGUAAAGGCUAUCAACCCAUCUGUCCACCAGACUUCUCUGGAAAUAAGCCGCAUCCAACCGAAUGCGCUUCGUAUUACAGUUGCUUUGGUGGUAUUGCUUUCUUGAUGCAUUGUUCGGAUGGCUUUGAAUACGAUCCACAGCUUUCGAACUGUGUGAAAAUUUCACCCGAAGGCUGUUUUGCUAAACGCGAAGCAUCAAGGCAUUCAACCGAAAAAUCAAACGCAGUUACAAAAGAUAACGAUGAACCAACAGAACCCUCGGAUUUGGAGACAUCAGGUAUUUGUAAGCCAGGUCAAUUUGGACAUAUACCACAUCCUUAUCUCUGUGACUCUUUCUACCUGUGUGCUGCGGGAAAUCCCAUGUUAUUACAUUGUAGUAACGGCUUUGAGUUCGACCCACAAAUGGGGCAAUGUGUUGAAAUAAGCAAGGAUGGCUGUACUGCAAUGAAAUCCAAAACGCCAGAGCCGGAUUCAGAAGAACCGAUUUGUUCGCCAACUCAAGCUGGUAACAUUCCACAUCCAGUGCGCUGCGACGCGUACUAUUUGUGCUUGGCGGGGAAUGCUAUAGAAUUGUUCUGUAGUGAAGGUUUUGAAUACGACUCUGUUGCCAGUCAAUGCGUCCCCAUAUCUGGCAACGGGUGUACAGCAAGGAAAUAA
Messenger RNA from Leptosia nina, 12366 nucleotides. The record is from the annotation of a GenBank genome assembly. NCBI's taxonomy places the organism in Eukaryota, Metazoa, Arthropoda, Insecta, Lepidoptera, Pieridae.